AUGACCAGCAACCCCCGCCCGGUGGAACUUCGCUACGACCCCGCCGCCAUCGACCAGAAAUGGCAGGAGCGUUGGGAGAAGGACGGAAUCCACCGGGUCGACAACGAAGACCCCCGGCCCAAGUGGUACGAAAUGACCAUGUACCCCUAUCCCUCGGGGGACCUCCACAUCGGGCACUGGUAUGCCAUGGCCCCGGCGGACUGCCACGCCCGGUUCCGGCGUAUGCAGGGGUACAACGUCCUUCACCCAAUCGGUUUUGACGCCUUUGGACUGCCGGCCGAAAACGCUGCCAUCAGCCGGGGUAUCCAUCCCCACACCUGGACCAUGGACAACAUCGCCAACAUGCGCCGGCAGCUGCGUUCCAUCGGAGCGGUUUACGAUUGGGAUCGGGAAAUUGUCUGCUGCCUGCCUGAGUUUUAUCGGUGGAACCAAUGGCUGUUCCUCCAGUUCUACAAAGCGGGACUGGCCUACCGGGGGCGCGCCCCGGUGGUCUGGUGCCCGUCCUGCCAGACUGUUCUGGCCAAUGAGCAGCUGACCACCGACGACCAGCGCGCCGCGGUCGCCGAUUAUAUCGAGCAGGCGAGGCGGGCCUCUGAGAUCGAACGACUGUCUACCGAAACCGAAAAGACGGGAGUCCCGCUUGGCUCCCACGCUGUCAACCGGCUGAACGGGGAGCGGGUGCCGAUUUACAUCGGCGACUAUGUGCUGAUGAGCUACGGCUCCGGCGCGGUGAUGGGUGUGCCGGCCCACGACUCCAGGGACUUUGCGUUUGCCAAUAAGUACGGGCUGCCGGUCCGGAUUGUCAUCGCUCCGAUCACCUGGGACGGCAGCGAUUUGACCGAAGCCUAUCUGGACGACGGCUUCAUGACCAACUCUGGAAAGUACGAAGGGAUGACUGACGAGGAGGGCAAGCAGGCCAUCGCCGACGACAUCGAAAAGAACGGAUGGGGCCGGCGCACAGUUUCAUACCGAGUGCGGGACUGGAUAAUCUCCCGGCAGCGUUACUGGGGGACGCCCAUACCGUAUGUGUACUGUCGAGCCCAGUGCGGCAUCGUUCCGUAG
Geodia barretti is the source of this 1062-nucleotide messenger RNA. NCBI's taxonomy places the organism in Eukaryota, Metazoa, Porifera, Demospongiae, Tetractinellida, Geodiidae. The record is from the annotation of a GenBank genome assembly.